This is a messenger RNA of Leguminivora glycinivorella, 1712 nucleotides long. It is a transcript of the gene Y-fb, whose product is annotated as L-dopachrome tautomerase yellow-f-like. Lineage: Eukaryota; Metazoa; Arthropoda; Insecta; Lepidoptera; Tortricidae. The coding region runs from base 43 to 1266 and encodes 407 amino acids. Gene Ontology annotation, cellular component: extracellular region. The transcript is spliced from 9 exons. The record is from RefSeq and is a predicted model, not a curated record.
AUUAAAACCUCGAAGUGAAGUGAUAUUAUUAAUAAAAUAAGUAUGAAGAGUUUUAUUUCUAUUUUGUUGUUUUGUUUAGUUUUAAAAGCGAACAGUCAUGGUAUGAGCGUAGUGUUCUCAUGGAAGCAAAUUAGUUACAACUUUGAUGGAGUUAUUUACACAAAGAGCUCAGACUACGACCGCACCAUAGGCUACAACGUCCACUUUGCCGACGAGCUACAAGACGCAGAGAAGUUCUUCAUUCAGUACAACAAUGUGCCCAUCGGGUUUGAAGUCUAUGGAGACACGGUGUUCGUCACAGUGCCGAGGAGACGACAUGGUAUCCCCUCCACCUUAAACUACGUAAAGCUGUCAGACGCAAACCCAGUACUGCGUCCGUAUCCUGACAUAACCAGCAGUAGUUUAGUGUCCGUGUACAGACCAAGAGUUGAUGAGUGCGGACGGCUUUGGAUGGUAGAUACUGGACUACUCGAGGUUCCUGGAGAGAGGAAGCAAAUACAGCCUCCCACAAUAGUCGUGUAUGACCUCAACAGUAACAGACAGAUCUUGAGAUACCAGCUCAAACCUACGGAUCUGGUUGACGAGAAGACACCAGGAGGUCUAACCUCCAUAGCUGUGGAUGUCGGCUGUUCAUGUGAAGAUACGUACGCGUACAUCAACGACCUGGCCACCAACGGUCUUAUUGUCUUCUCACUCAGAGAAAGAGACAGUUGGAGGAUACAAGACGACAGUUUCAAGCUGGAUGAAGGGGCUUUGAACUUCACUGUUGCUGGUCACGUGAUCAACUGGCGUGAUGGGCUCUUCAGCGUUGCCCUAUCUAACCGGGAUGCUACAAACUGCAGAACAGCUUUCUUCCAUCCACUGGUGUCUACUCAGGAGUUCGGUAUCAACACGGCCGUGCUCAAGUCUUCGAGACACGGGUAUCUCAGCGGCAAACCGACGCUCCUAGGCACUAGAGGCCCGUUAACCCAAAGCGGCAGCCACGACUACUACAACGGCAUGCUGUUCUUCGCCAACGUGGCCCAAGACGGUAUCCUCUGCUGGAACACUAGGAAACCACUAACUCCAGAGAAUAUGGUCUUGGUGGCACAGGACCAUGAGAAACUUGUGUAUAUUUCAGAUUUAAAAGUGAAAGCUGGCGAGGUUUGGGUCCUAGUGAAUCAAAUUCCCCGUUUUGUCUACAGUACCCUAGACCCUACACAGAAUAAUUUCUACAUUCUCAAAGGGAGGGUACCAGACUUGAUCAAAAAUACGAGAUGCGCGUAAUUUUAAGAAACAAAAUAGUUUUAGACGUUUUAGUAUGAUGUUAAUGAAAAGAACCCCUUUAAGAACCGACACAAACUAAAAUUCCAAAAUCUGAAGAGAUUGAUGUGUGUUGAAAAAACAUUGCUCUAGCUUUCAAAACCAUGUAGCAAAACAGUCGAGUACAUUUGUAAGGGGAAAAGACCACUCCUGGGGGCCGAUUUUUGAAUCUCGGCCAUUCGAUUUCGUGAAAUUCGUUCAAUAAUAUCUCCACUACUAGCGAUUUAAAUUCUACUAACAGAAUCGAAAACGAGUGGUCAUUACCACUAGUUUCAAAAUUACUAGCCGUCCUUUUUCAAAAAUAGCAUUCCGUCGUUUUCCACAGACUUUCGAACGGCGGAUUCAAAAAUCGAUCCCCUGUUGCCCUGUCAAGGAAAACACCGUGCAAUUAAAUACUUACAAAUAAAAAA